Diospyros lotus (date-plum) is the source of this 2538-nucleotide messenger RNA. RefSeq names its product NAC domain-containing protein 92. Gene Ontology annotation, biological process: regulation of DNA-templated transcription. The transcript is spliced from 4 exons. The record is from RefSeq and is a predicted model, not a curated record. Lineage: Eukaryota; Viridiplantae; Streptophyta; Magnoliopsida; Ericales; Ebenaceae. Bases 494 to 1471 code for a protein of 325 amino acids. Gene Ontology annotation, molecular function: DNA binding.
ACGCAUAGUAGGUGAGAGCUUGUGAGAGGAGACACCCCUUCCUUCUCUUUUCCUCCGAUAUCUCUUGUCUUAUUCCAUUAGUACUUUAAAUUCUGAACUUCUUGUGCAUAUCUGGCAAGAAACAAUUUAACCCUAAUUCCUUCAUAAACUCUUUCACCAACCGUACAUCCUUCCGGUUCUGCUUCAACUUCAACUUCAAGAUCCGUCCAUUUCACUUGCAGUUUUCUCUCAAAAAAUGGUGAAAACUAACAACCGUAUUGCAUUCGUGUAGAUGAUCGACUGCCGUUCAUCUUCCUCAUGCAAGUCGACUGGCUAGCUAAUUUGAUUACAUUAAUUUGGAGAAUAUAGCAAUAAAGAAGCUUCUCUUUUCCUUCUUCUUUUGAUCUUCCAGCCAUAUCUUUCUUCAAGUUGAGUUGUUGAAAUAUCCAAGGAUAUCAUAUAUAUAUAUAUAUAUAUAUAUAUAUAGAGAGAGAGAGAGAGAGAGAGAGAGGACAUGGAAGGAGAGCUGAAGGAGGAAACCUUGCCGCCAGGCUUUCGGUUUCAUCCAACAGAUGAAGAGCUCAUCACCUACUAUCUUGUUAACAAGAUAUCUGAUCCUAAUUUCACAGCAAGGGCCAUUGCAGAUGUUGACCUAAACAAAUGCGAGCCCUGGGAUCUUCCAGGAAAGGCAAAGAUGGGAGAAAAAGAAUGGUACUUUUUUAGUCUUCGAGAUCGAAAAUACCCAACGGGAGUAAGAACGAAUCGAGCCACUAAUACUGGUUAUUGGAAGACCACAGGAAAGGACAAGGAAAUCUUCAAUAGUGUCACCGCAGAGUUAGUUGGAAUGAAGAAGACAUUAGUGUUCUACAGAGGAAGGGCUCCUAGGGGAGAAAAAACCAAUUGGGUGAUGCACGAAUAUCGGAUUCAUUCCAAAUCUACUUUUAGAACUACAAAGGAUGAAUGGGUAGUUUGCCGAGUGUUCCAGAAGAGUGCAGCCGGGAAAAAGUACCCCUCCAACCACUCCAGGGCAGUGAAUCCCUACAAUCUGGAAGCAGCUCCAAACGCCAUGCCCUCCCAGAUGAUGCCUGCGGCCGAGUUCCCGAUGGGAAGAAACUAUAUGAGCAACGCCGAGCUGGCAGAGAUUUCUAGGGUUUUCAGAGGCGGCUCAACCAACUCUGCUGCGAGCUUCCCUCUCCAAUCCCAACUAAACUACCCAGCCGCCGCCGGAGGCGGAGGCUGCUUCACCAUUUCUGGCCUGAACCUGAACCUCGGAGGGGCGGGCUCGGCGGCGCAGCCCAUGCUUCGGCCGGUGCCCCCCCACCCGCAGCUGGUGAUGAACCAGCACGACGUGACUUCCGCCAUGUUAACCAGCGGCGCUCUUGCCGGUGAUGCAGUCUACGGCGGCGAGUUGAGUAACCCACAUGGCGGCGCGGGCAGGUUCAUGGGCAUGGAGCAUUGUGUGGACAUGGACAACUAUUGGCCGCCUUAUUAAUUAAGCGGGGAAUCGGAGAGAGUUCUUCAGAAAAGAUUCCCGAUAAUGAUCAGAACUCAAGUGUAUUUUACCUAAUAUAUAGGUGAGUUGGCAUAGUUAUAGAAUGCUCUAGCUCUUGCUUCAGUUUAUGUUCCUCUAGCUAUAGGUAGACUUCUGCCAUGCACUGCCAAAGCAUAAAAGGUUUUCUACUGCGAGACUCAGACCCUAAUUAGGAACUGAAACUCCCCACCUCCAAGUGGUAACUAAGGUAAAAGCUUUUAUAUUUUCUCGUGUAUUUUUAAUGAAGGUUUUGUUUUAAUUAGUUUUUUUCUUCAAGCUCUCUGAUCUGCUAGCCCUCUCCCUAGUAAUGAACAAUUAAUGAGAUAAUUAAGAUUAAGGUAUAUAUGAUUACGUUUGGUAACAUGCACUGCUAUUUCAUUAUAUUUCCAUAAUUUUGGAAGUGUUUAGUACGUAAUUAGCUUUACUUGAUGAACAACCCAGUCGAUGCUAAAGCAGCUGGGCUUCUCCCUUUAUAAGUAUAGAAUAUGCUGUAAUUAUAUGUCCUCUUUGUAUGCCUGAAUCCACAUUAAUUUUGAGGCAACCAUCCAUGAGAAGAGUAUGAAGAAAUGUCAGGGGAUGUGCAGUUGUUUAAGGGAAAACUUAAUAGAAAAAACAAAAAAGUAGGAAAAAAAGAAAAGAAAAGAAAAGAAAAGAAAAGAAACCAGCAAAUGCUACUAUACUCCCCGCGACUUCUUUACUUAAUAUAUCUGAAUUGGAGAUCUCUUGAUCACUUAAUUAAUUAGAUGUGUAUCAACACUUAUAUAUUAUCUUCAAACAUUGAAUCUAUAUGCUUUUGUAUAUAAUGCGGGGAAAAGGUGGCAGCUGGCUCGUGGCUGAAGAUAGGGAAGCAAGGAAUCAGAGGAAUUAUGGAACAAGAAAAAACAAGAAGUCUAAAAAGGCUAUACAAAUAUUAAUUUGUCAUUCUCCAACUUUAGUUUAUCCCAAUUAAACAUGAAUGUAGAACCCACAGCUUAAUUAGAUCUAUGGGUUUUAUUUUUUAGAUCAAUUGUACCACAAACAACAUCCAU